GACUGUCUUUCUUUACGUGCUUGGUUCUCUUUCCCUCUCCCCCCUAUUAUUCCUAGGUGAUGCCUCCUCGAGACCCAUAAAUUAGCUGGCCUGCAGGACGGGUCAAGGAAAUACUGAAAGGAGAAGAGCUUUGGAAAUAACAGCACAAGCCCAUUCCUGGGACACAUAUAGGAUGCGUGAUUUUUUUUUUUUUUCGAGACAGGGUUUCUCUGUGGUUUUGGAGCCUGUCCUGGAACUAGCUCUUGUAGACCAGACUGGUCUCGAACUCACAGAGAUCCACCUGCCUCUGCCUCCCGAGUGCUGGGAUUAAAGGCGUGCGCCACCACCGCCCGGCUUAGGAUGCGUGAUUUUAAAAAUCACCCCGUUGCCUAAGGUAAAGCCCCAUUACCUAUGUCGUCAACAUGGAGAAGCAGAUGUUAACAACUCAAGUCCUCUUUCCUGUCUUCAGUUCUCCUCUCUGGUCAUCAUCUUCUUCAGUCACAGCCUCCAGAAAUCCAAAGUCCCACAAGGACAUGAAGACAAAUGCUUCUUCCAACAGUCAUUUCUCCAGCUCCUCAGCAUCCACAAGCCGAGAUGUCCUGCCAGCAGAGCCAGCAGCAGUGCCAGCCUCCUCCCAAGUGCACCCCCAAGUGCCCUCCUAAGUGCCAGACACCAAAAUGCCCUCCUAAGUGUCCUCCUAAGUGCCCUCCUGUCUCUUCCUGCUGUGGUUCCAGUUCUGGAGGCUGCUGUGGUUCCAGUUCUGGGGGCUGCUGUGGUUCAAGCUCCGGGGGCUGCUGCAGCUCUGGCGGUGGAGGCUGCUGCCUGAGCCAUCACAGGCCCCGCAGAUCUCUCCGUCGCCAUCGUCAGAGCUCUGGAUGCUGUAGCAGUGGUGGCAGCAGUGGCUGCUGUGGCAGCAGUGGGGGCAGCAGUGGCUGCUGUGGCAGCAGUGGAUGCUGUAGCAGCGGGGGCAGCAGUGGCUGCUGUGGCAGCAGCGGUGGCAGUAGCCAGCAGUCUGGGGGCUGCUGCUGAACUGACCCUUUAAUACUUUAGUCAAGUCCUGCAGAGAGAAGCCAUGAUCAGAGAUCUGCCCUGACAUUUUGUUCUUCUCGCCUCCUGCUCCCCUCCGUGUCCUGAGCUCUGAGAUGCUGUA
Messenger RNA from Alexandromys fortis (reed vole), 1129 nucleotides. Its product is annotated as late cornified envelope protein 1C-like. The record is from RefSeq and is a predicted model, not a curated record. Lineage: Eukaryota; Metazoa; Chordata; Mammalia; Rodentia; Cricetidae. The transcript is spliced from 2 exons. Bases 523 to 1008 code for a protein of 161 amino acids. Gene Ontology annotation, biological process: epidermis development.